Durio zibethinus is the source of this 788-nucleotide messenger RNA. NCBI's taxonomy places the organism in Eukaryota, Viridiplantae, Streptophyta, Magnoliopsida, Malvales, Malvaceae. The record is from RefSeq and is a predicted model, not a curated record.
UAUUAAUUAAGCUUCAAAUAAAAUUAUGCUUUAGCCGAGUGCUCAAAGCUUUGUCGGAAGGUUCAGAAAAAACAACUAUUAAAAUCUCGAAAUUGACCUCAUCUCCUUCCUACCUCUAAAACCCUCUGAUACCCCACUGAAAAACUUGAAACCCCAUUCCUCAAAAUGUUCCUCAUAACCGCAAAAAUCCCCCCCAAUUCCCUCAUCAAACUCCUCAUCUCUUCCCCAUCCAAACCUAUUUCUCGCUUCUUUUCCACCACUAUUGCUGAAGAUCGUACCCAGAAACUCGAACGCAUUGCCGACGAGCUCUUUGACCUAACAAAACUCGAACGCUACGACUACUCCAUCCUCUUCCAUCUCAAACUUGGCCUCAACCGCUACGGCCCCGCCGUCUCCGGUGUCACCUCCGCAGCCCCCUCAGCACCCGGAUCCGCUUCGGGCGCAGCCGAAUCGAAAGCCGCAGAAAAGACGGCGUUUGAUAUAAAGCUGGAGAAAUUUGACGCAGCAGCGAAGAUAAAGAUAAUAAAAGAAGUGAGGGCAUUUACAGAAUUGGGAUUAAAGGAAGCUAAAGAUUUGGUGGAGAAAGUUCCGGUUGUGGUUAAAAAGGGAGUUACUAAAGAGGAAGCUGAAGCCAUUAUUAAGAAGCUCCAAGCAUUGGGUGCUGAUAUGUUUCCAAGACUGAGAAUGCUCAAUGAGAUGGAAGUGGAGGCAAUGGCUUUAUCCUUAGUUCAGUUUGAUACUUUGAUUGUUGUGGCAGCGUGUUAUCAACUUUAUUGAUAGUAUCUGGC